Molecule: messenger RNA, 7774 nt
Organism: Dalotia coriaria
Lineage: Eukaryota; Metazoa; Arthropoda; Insecta; Coleoptera; Staphylinidae
Gene: cher
Product: filamin protein cher
Exons: 18
Coding region: 184-7470 (2428 amino acids)
Biological process (GO): actin cytoskeleton organization
Molecular function (GO): actin filament binding
Source: RefSeq, a predicted model, not a curated record
AAAAAUAUGAAAGAAUUGUGUUUAAGUAUUGUUUUCUUAUAAUUUAGUGAAGUUUCCUGCAUAUUUUGGAUAAGUGUCACUGUCACCUGUGAUUGCAGCGUGAAACAUCAAGAAGCUCAAAGAGCUUCGAAGAGGCCGAAGCAAAAUAUUUGAGGAUCCACAUCGCUAGCGAGCUAAGCGAAAAUGAGCGGCGUGGAGGGACAACUCGCGGGUCGCGACUCGGAAUGCUUCGACGCCGGCGAUUGUUACAACGAGGCCGCGGACGAGAGCGAAAUGGUGUCGACGGAGCGCGAUCUUGCCGAAGACGCGCAAUGGAAGCGCAUCCAGCAGAAUACGUUCACGCGAUGGGCGAACGAACGCCUCAAAGUCUGCGAGAAACAUAUCGGUAACUUGGAGACGGACCUCGCCGACGGUCUUCGUCUUAUCGCCCUCAUCGAAGUGCUUGCUGGUCGCCGCCUUCCUAAACACAACAAGCGGCCUUCCUUCCGCUCACAAAAGUUGGAGAACGUAUCCGUCGCGUUGAAAUUCCUCCAGGAGGACGAAGGGAUUAAAAUUAUCAAUAUCGAUUCCAGUCACAUCGUCGAUUGCAAACUGAAGUUAAUCUUGGGUUUGAUAUGGACGCUUAUCCUGCACUACUCUAUUUCCAUCCCACUCUGGGAGGGCGAGGAGGAAAUGACCAAUGGUGGUUCGGGACCGACUCCCAAACAACGUUUGAUGAACUGGAUACAAUCGAAAGUACCAGGGUUGCCUGUUUCCAACUUUACCACCGAUUGGAACAAUGGCAAAGCUGUUGGUGCGUUGGUUGAUGCUGUCGCACCAGGUCUAUGCCCAGAUUGGGAGGAUUGGGAUCCAAAAGAUUCUGUACAAAACGCUUCUGAAGCCAUGGGUCUGGCUGACGAUUGGCUCAAUGUCCCACAAUUGAUCAAACCUGAAGAGAUUGUUAAUCCCAACGUUGAUGAGCAGAGUAUGAUGACUUAUCUCUCGCAAUAUCCGAAUGCCAAGUUAAGAAGUGGUGCUCCUCUACGUGCCAAAGCUAAUCCUUCCAGUAACCCUUCGUCUCGGGUACGAGUUUAUGGUCCUGGUGUGGAACCAACUGGUCCAGUGGUUGGAGCACCUGCAAACUUCACCGUGGAUACCUUCUCGGCUGGCCGUGGAGAGGUUGAUGUGAAAGUGGAAAAUCCAAAGGGAGCUUUGGAACCUGUUGAUGUGAGGUUCAACAACGAUCGGAAUCUGACGUAUUCUGUUGCCUACACGCCUAAAAUUGAGGGUAACCAUAAGGUGCAAGUAUUGUACACUGGUAGGGAAGUCCCAAAGAGUCCUUUUACUGUGAAAGUUGAAGGACAUGCUGGGGAUGCUUCUAAAGUCAAAGCUUCUGGACCAGGGUUACAAACUGAUGGUGUGUUUGUAGAAAAAGGGACAUAUUUUGAUAUUUAUACAAAAGAUGCAGGUAAUGGGGUACCUGAAGUUAUAAUCUUAGACCCAGCCGGUAAAAACGACACGGUGCCAGUGAAACUGCGCCAAACCGCUCCAGACACCUGGCGAUGCGAGUACCUCUCGCCGAUCACGGGUCUACAUUCCGUAAACGUAUUCUUCGCCGGUAGAAGCAUUCCAAAUAGUCCCUUCGGUGUGCGUGUAUCCCCACUGGCGGAUUCUAAAAAGGUCAAAGCCAGUGGUCGUGGUUUACAAGCACAAGGUGUUCGCGUCAAAGACGCUGCCGAUUUUAAAAUAUGCACCGAAGGGGCAGGCGAAGGUCAAGUAGAAGUCCAGAUCAUUGGUCCCGGUGGUGUUUCCGUCCCUUGUAAACUCCAAAAAGUCGAUGGAUACAACUACACUGCCGUCUACAAUCCCACAAAAGAAGGUCGUCACGUAGUGAUGAUUUCCUUCGCUGGUCAAGAGAUCCAUCGUUCUCCUUUUGAAGUAAACGUUGGACCCUAUAAGGAAACCAUGAUCCGCGCAUAUGGACCUGGGUUACAAGGCGGUGUCGUAGAUUAUCCUGCUCUCUUCGUAGUAGAAACCAAUGGUGAGACUGGUGCGUUGGGUUUCAGUAUCCAAGGACCUUCUCAAGCAAAAAUAGAAUGUGUUGACAAUGGCGAUGGGUCAGCUGAUGUUAGGUAUUAUCCAACAGUAGUGGGGGAAUAUGCAGUGCAUAUUUUGUGUGACAAUGAAGACAUUCCAAAGAGCCCUUACAUGGCGCAGAUACUCCCCAACACAGAUUACUAUCCGGAUAAGGUGGAGGUCUAUGGACCUGGUGUGGAAGCAGUGGGUUUAGCAAAGAAUGCCCCUGCUAAGUUCACCGUAGAUACCAGAAAAGCAGGGAAAGCUCCUUUGGAUGUGCAAGUGACAGAUGCAAACAGUAAUAGUAUUCCGGUUAAUUUGACUCAGAAACCAGAUGGGACUGUUGAUGGUGUGUAUACCCCGAACUCAGGUGGUAAACAUACAGUACAAGUGAAUUAUGGAGGUGUUGCUACCAAGAAGUCCCCGCAUAGGGUCAACGUAUCAGAACCAUUGAAUAUCCGUGUGUUUGGACCUGGGUUAGAAGAUGGCGUCAAGGCUAAGACACCUGCUUAUUUCAACAUUGACGCAAGGGAUGCUGGUGUUGGUAACAUGGAAGUUUUGCUCAAAAACGAAGAAACCAACCAAUUAACCCCCAUCAUGCUCACCGACAACCAAGAUGGUACCUACUCCGUAGAAUACGCCGCAGCUGAACCUGGACUUCACACCAUGACUCUAAACUACAACGGUUUGAAGGUACCUACCACCCCAGUCAAAUUCCGCGUGGUACCAUCAAACAGUGUCGACGUGACCAAGAUCAAAGUCGACGGACUUGAACCAACCGCCCCCGUCAACAGUUUGCAACAAUUUAGGGUCAUCACCCAGGAUGCGGGUAAAGCCGAGAUGGCUAUUUCCAUCACCACGCCAUCGGGUAGUAAAAUCCGUGCGCAUGUCAUACCCACACAUGAAGGGUACCUCGUUAACUUCACACCCACACAACUAGGAGAAUAUUUACUUGGUAUUUCCUUUGGUGGAGAACCCAUCUCCCAGAGACCUUAUAGAAUCACAUGCCUCACCGGGAGUGAUCCAAUGAAAGUCAAAGCGACUGGUCCUGGGUUAAGUCGAGGUGUGGUGAAUAAACCUGCUGAGUUUAUGAUAGAUACACGAGGUGCAGGUCAAGGUGGUCUGGGUGUGACAGUUGAAGGUCCAUGUGAAGCUGCAAUUAAUUGUCGAGAUAAUGGUGAUGGUACCUGCUCUGUGGCAUACCUUCCCACGGAGAUUGGCGAUUAUGGGAUUAAUAUCACCUUCAAUGAGGCACACAUUCCCGGCAGUCCUUUUCAGGCCAUUAUUUUACCAGAUGUGGAUAUUAAUCGGAUACGAGUCACUGGGUUUGGAGUGCAGUUACAUGGUGUCUUUGUCAGUUCCCCUACGGAUUUCUUGGUCGACACACGUGCCAUACAGAAAACAAGUGAUGAUGGUAAAAUUACCUGCACGAUUACAAACCCUUCAGGUGCCCAGACAGAAAAUUUAGUCACACCUCUACAAGAUGGUACCUAUAAGGUCAGCUACACUCCAUUUGAAGAAGGUACCCAUACCAUUGACAUCUUCUAUGAUAACAUGCCUGUACCUGGAUCUCCUUUCGUGGUCAAUGUACGUCGUGGAUGUGAUGCGAAAAAGGUCCGCGCCUUUGGUCCUGGUCUUAGUAAGGGUAUCGUAGAUAACCCUAGUACCUUCACUGUAGAAACAAAAGGUGCUGGUGUUGGAAGUCUGGGUGUAGCUAUUGAAGGACCUUCCGAGGCCAAAAUGAACUGUUAUGAUAACCAUGAUGGUUCAUGCUCUGUGAAAUACAUCCCUACUGAAGCUGGGGAGUAUGAUGUGACCAUCAAAUUCGCUGAUCAACACAUCCCGGGUAGUCCAUUCAAAGCCAUUGUAGAAUACGACAGUGAAGCUAAACUGGUCAAGGCAUUCGGACCUGGUCUAGAGGCUAACAAAUGUCGUGCGAGUGUCCCUACAGAAUUCAAAAUCGAUGCCUCCAAGUGCCAGAAAGCUCCCAUCGAUGUAAAAAUCUUAUCCGAUAUGGGUCCACUCCCCAUUAAACCAGAAGUCUUUGAUAACAAAGAUGGUACUUAUACUGUAAGCUACGUACCACCAGCUGAAGGUGCCAAGUUACAAGCGCAGGUUACUUAUAACGGUCAGGAUAUCCCACAUUCUCCAUUCAAUAUGAAGGUGAGACCUUAUUGUGAACCGGAAAAGUUGAAAGUGGCUAUUCCUGAAAAAGGUGUACCUGCAUCACUACCUGCUACAAUUAAAAUAGAUACGAAUGAAGCGGGUUAUGGUAAUUUAGAAGUGACCAUGAAAGGUCCCGACGGGGCUGUGAGACCUGUUGAGAUUAGAGACAAUGGGGAUGGUACAUAUAAUGCUACUUUCGUACCAGAUGACUUCGGGAGGUAUAAAUUUGAUGUUAAAUAUGGCGGGAAGAAUGUUCCUGGUGCGCCGUUUAAUGUCCAUGCGUACGCCAUUGGAAAUGCUGAGAAGUGUAAGAUAACUGAAGGUGCAGAACGGGCAUUAAACAGUGGAGAAGAUUACUGCAUCACGGUGAAUACAGAGAAUGCAGGUAUAGGUGCUGUGACCUGCAGGAUACGAUCCAACAAAGGAAGUGAUCUGGAUAUAAAUAUUGUGGACAACGAUGAUGGUACCUUCAGCAUCUUUUACAACAUAGAAGACGAUGGGGAUUAUACCAUCAACAUCAAAUUUGGUGGUCAACAGGUUCCAGGAGGAUUAUAUACCUGCACAGCGAUUAAGACCGAAAAGGAGACAAUCACCCAGUACGAUUCCAUUCGUCAAACGACCAGUAGUACCUCCACCAGCCACCAGGCGACCACAAAGAAAGCAUAUCGGGCUUUACAUCUCGAUAAUAUUCCAUUGCCGACUACAGGGGGCGUUGUUGUCGCGAAUAUCAAAAUGCCGAGCGGAAAUAUUGACCUGCCCAUCAUAGAAGACAAUAACGAUGGCACCGUAAGCAUCAAAUAUGACCCAAGGGAAGAAGGUCUCCAUGAAUUGGCCGUAAAGUACAAUGGUGAACACGUCCAGGGUUCACCCUUCAAGUUCCAUGUGGAUUCCAUCAGUUCUGGUUAUGUAACCGCCUAUGGUCCUGGUUUGACCCAUGGAGUAACAGGUGAACCCACCAACUUUACCAUUUCGACUAAGGGUGCAGGUGCUGGUGGUCUCUCCAUGGCCGUUGAAGGUCCCAGCAAGGCUGAGAUUUCCUGUCAUGAUAACAAAGAUGGUACUGUUUCUGUAUCGUACCUACCAACUGCUCCCGGCGAGUAUAAAAUUUCUGUCAGAUUCGGUGAGAAACACAUCAAGGGAUCACCUUUUAAUGCUAAGAUCACUGGUGAAGGUAGAAAGAGGAACCAGAUUUCUGUUGGGUCCUGCAGUGAAGUUUCUCUUCCGGGUAAGAUCUCCGAUGCGGAUAUCAGAUCCCUGAAUGCUUCUAUUCAAGCCCCGAGUGGGUUGGAAGAACCCUGUUUCUUGAAGAGGUUACCAACAGGAAAUAUUGGUAUUUCCUUCACUCCCAGAGAGAUUGGUGAGCAUGUGGUAUCCGUGAAAAAGUUGGGUAAGCACAUUACUAACUCACCAUUCAAGAUUACUGUCUGUGAAAGAGAAGUGGGUGAUGCUAAGAAGGUCACUGUAUCUGGUAAUACUCUUAAAGAGGGUAAGACCCAUGUGGAUAACACUUUCACUGUGGAUACCAGGAAUGCUGGUUUCGGUGGUCUGUCGCUUUCAAUUGAAGGACCCAGCAAAGCUGAGAUUCAAUGCGCUGAUAAAGAUGAUGGAACACUUAAUAUUUCUUACAAACCCACUGAACCUGGUUACUACAUUGUGAAUCUUAAAUUCGCUGAUCACCACGUUGAAGGCUCGCCAUUUACUGUGAAGGUCAGCGGUGAGGGUACCAAUCGUCAAAGAGAAAAGAUCCAACGUCAACGGGAAGCUGUUCCUAUCACUGAAGUUGGCAGUCAAUGCAAACUCACCUUCAAGAUGACUGGUAUCACCUCCUUUGACCUUAGCGCUCAUGUUACCUCACCAGGAGGAGUUAUUGAGGACGCUGUGGUUAAAGAGAUCCAGGAUGGUUUAUAUGCUGUUAACUUUGUCCCUAAGGAAUUGGGAGUGCAUACUGUUUCUGUCAAGUACAAGGACAUCCAUAUUCCUGGCUCCCCCUUCCAAUUUACUGUUGGUCCCUUGAAGGAUCAAGGCUCCCACUUGGUCAAAGCCGGUGGUUCUGGUCUGGAACGUGGUGAACAAGGUGAACUCAAUGAAUUCAACGUAUGGACCCGUGAAGCAGGUACCGGGCAACUGGCCAUUUCAGUCGAGGGUCCCAGCAAAGCAGAAAUCAACUUUACCGAUCGUAAAGAUGGUUCCUGUGAUGUUUCCUACAAGGUUUCCGAACCAGGCGAGUAUCGUAUUGGUAUGAAGUUCAACGAUAGACACAUCCCGGACUCACCCUUCAAGGUGUACAUCUCUCCAGCGGUGGGUGAUGCUCACCUUUUGGAGGUGUUCCAAUUCCCAGAGGGCGCUGUCCAGGCUGAUAAACCAUCUCAGUUCAUGGUGCGCAAGAAUGGAGCUAAGGGUGAACUCGAUGCCAAGAUCAUUGGUCCAUCUGGUCAUGAAGAGGAUUGUUUCAUCCAGUUGAUAGACAUCGAUGAAUACUCCGUUCGUUUCAUGCCACGUGAAAAUGGCAUUCAUAAAAUCCACGCUAAAUUCAACGGUGUCCAUAUCCCAUGCUCACCAUUCAGUGUCCGCGUUGGUAAAGACACCGCAGACCCAGCCGCCGUCCAUGCCGCAGGCGCAGGUCUUCAAAAUAUCAAAACCGGAGCCAAAACCGACUUUAUUAUUGACACCGUCAACGCCGGAGCUGGUACCCUGGCUGUGACCAUUGAUGGUCCCAGUAAGGUAUCCAUGGAUUGCACUGAGGUUGAUGAUGGUUACAAGGUGCGCUAUACCCCACUAGCCCCAGGAGAUUACUACGUCAGUAUUAAAUACAAUAACAACCAUAUUGUAGGAUCUCCAUUCAAGGUGACCAGCACAGGUGAUUCCAAUAUGGUGGACGUAGGCACACAGGAAACCUCUUCAGUAGUGGUUGAAACAGUAGCAAAAGUGGGUCAAGCCCUGGACAAAGGUCCCAAACUCCCACAAUUCAAGAGUGAUGCUACAAAGGUGACCUCCAAGGGUAUGGGUCUCAAGAAAGCCUACCUGGGUAAACAGAAUCAGUUCACGGUUGCUGCCAACGACGCCGGAUCCAACAUUCUCUUCGUGGGUGUCCAUGGACCAAAGGGCCCUUGCGAAGAAGUGUUUAUCAAACACUCUGGGCGUAAUCAAUACAACGUCAACUAUUUGGUCAGAGACAGGGGUGAUUACAUCGUGAUUGUCAAGUGGGGCGAUGACCACAUCCCCGGGUCACCCUUCAAAGUGGAAGUAUAAUAUAGUGUCUUUCUUUUUCAUAUACAUAUAUUUAUUUCAUUUACUUGUCGUCUUAGAUGUAAUUUACGAGAUAAUACAAUUUCUUUGACCCUUUACCCUUGUAACUCUUAGGUCAAAACAAUUGACAAUCGAUAAGUUCUUUAUCCACAUCUUUAACCAGUUUGUUUUUUGAGUAUAAUCUAUUCAUUUGUAAAUAUUUUAUUGGACAAUAUCUAUAUACGUUUAAUUUUUAUAUUUGCUUGAGAAUGAUAUUGUAAUUAUAUUGCGGCUUAUGAUUAUUAUUAUUACAUAUUGUAAAAGAUUA